Molecule: messenger RNA, 811 nt
Organism: Mercenaria mercenaria
Lineage: Eukaryota; Metazoa; Mollusca; Bivalvia; Venerida; Veneridae
Exons: 1
Coding region: 41-811 (256 amino acids)
Source: RefSeq, a predicted model, not a curated record
GGUCAUUCGAGGUAAAACAUGUUUACACAGCAUCACUCAAAUGGAAAACGACGGGCGUGGUGAGCGCAUAGACAGAGGAAAGUCAAAUAAAAGAACUUCCAGAAGUUUGUCAAGGGAACGUGAAAGCCUGCGAGACUGGAGAGAUUCUGCAAGAGAUUCUCCACGGGAUAGAAGAGACAGUGGACAUAAUUCACCGACUAGGGACCCUCAGUACCGCAACCCACAGGCCAACAGUUCAGCACAAAGUACUAGAGGUAAGUCCCCGGGGGAUAGGAACGAAGCUUUUGAGGCGUUUGAUCUUUUUAGAACGUAUUUGGACUCACAGUUAUCGCAGCUGAAAAACGAAAUUACUGCGCCUACGCAAAAAGUAGCCAGAGAUAAGAAAGUAAAAUUAAAUAAAGAAUCUCACAAAAUUCAGUUUGAAUUUAAUACAGACAUUUUGGAAGGUUUAGAAUAUGUAUCGAAGCAGCUGUCUCAACCCGAGUUUCUAAAAGCAGAGGUUAAGGAGCUUAUAGAUAAAUUAAGACACAGAAAUAAGCUGAUACAGAUAGCCGACGGUUCCCCCGGGGGCUGGGCCACAGUCUCUGAAUAUGAGAAACCGGUACUCGGUACCGAUAGCGAUGACGAGAAGAAAAUCAGACAGGCGGAAUCUAGGGCCGCCAAAAAGGUUAAGACAGCUACUUCGAAGCCGAACAGAUAUCAUCCUUAUAACCCUAAUCCUUUUCCUUUCAUGUACAAUAAACCCUCAACUACGAGUAAUGCUGGAGUGGACUACAGUUUGCCCCAACGCACCAACUUUCAGCUUUUUUGA